This is a messenger RNA of Blastocystis hominis, 559 nucleotides long. RefSeq lists its product as hypothetical. NCBI's taxonomy places the organism in Eukaryota, Bigyra, Opalinata, Blastocystidae. The coding region runs from base 86 to 541 and encodes 151 amino acids. The record is from RefSeq and is a predicted model, not a curated record. The transcript has 6 exons.
AGGUGAGCAAAUUACGAAAAGAGGCGUGUUUAGCGAUUUUAGCUCAGCCCAUGACUUCAUUUUAGCAUUUUCAGUGGUCAACAGUAUGAAUUCUGCCGGAGAGGUCUACAAUGAAGCGCUGAACGUUCAGUGCAUUCAAGCUCUCAAGUUUCUGAACAUUUUUGCUUCGAAGGUCCAUAUCCGAAAGGAAGAUGUUAUAGGACUGCUUUUUGAUUUUGGACUCCCCGCUGAUAUUAUUUCUGACGUUGUGGACAAGGUGAUCACUCUUGCCAAAGAAUACCGUGAGAUUUUGGACUCCUUUAUCCAGUCGAUCUCCUCCAUGAGGCUACUCGACUUUAAUUGGUCCCUUCGACUGAUCGUUUGUGACGGCAACUCGCUUCGCCACCAACUCACAGUCAUCCGAAUCAGUUUAAAACUGGAGGAUAAGCAGCAUUCUUCUUCCACAGUGGUAUUUGAGCUUACGCAACCUCAGCUCCAGCGUCUUCUUGAGAUUUUCGACUCGAUCGACAAUACUCUCGGUCUUCUCAAUGUUAAUUUGUAACAGUAACGUCUUGUGCAG